This is a messenger RNA of Plasmodium coatneyi, 2130 nucleotides long. RefSeq lists its product as uncharacterized. The record is from RefSeq and is a predicted model, not a curated record. NCBI's taxonomy places the organism in Eukaryota, Apicomplexa, Aconoidasida, Haemosporida, Plasmodiidae. The transcript has 12 exons. The coding region runs from base 1 to 2130 and encodes 709 amino acids.
AUGCUCUUUAAUAAAUAUAAGAAAAAGUUUACAAAUACCAAACGGAGGUACUGCGACGUGCCCGGAAUUGACUUCCAAAAGGGGAGUAAAAUAUUCAACCUGUUUGCAGACGAGGAAUCGUUAAGAAAUCUGAUUUUAAAAAAUUAUUUUAAGAUCAUUUUAGAAAAAGUUUUUGAAAAUUUCCAGAAAAAGAACUACAUCUUCGAAGUGUUUAUCCAUGUGGACAUUUUAAAAUUAGUAGACUCCACCAACUAUGCGGGCUGCUACAUCACGAAAAACUUCAUCGCGUUUACCAACGCGUUUAACGAAAUUUCUUACUCCCUGUUGUCCCAAUUUGAGGAGCGUCUUAAGAGUUUAAAACCCGAAGACGACAUGGUGGAAUACCUGAACAUUAUUAUAAGCUGCAAAUUUAUUUUCAUCACCCUUAUUCCGAUAAACACCCCCAUAAAGACCGAUUGUAUCCUUAAUCUAGCGAAUGUGAAUAACCUGGGGAGUAAAUUUUACCACGUGAUUGAACUGAUUAAUGCGACACUGAUGAGCAAAGAUAAGAAGAGUUUUUUGUAUAAAAAGCUUUACAUGAGGGUAUGCAACUGUGCAAAGAAGUAUUUGCCGCAUCAGAAUAUAAUUGUGAAAAUGAAUGAGCUCGGGGAAAUGGACAACAACAAGGCCGAUAAGGAAGUGUGUGAAUUGUGUUACACCAAGCAAUACGAAGAAAUGACCCAAAAGAGGCAGUUCAAGAAUUUUUACCUCUUGAAGUUUUCCUUCACCCGGGCGAUGGAUGAAUACAGCAGCAGGGAUGAAUGCACAACGUUUGAAGUUCUAUACCAGGACGUAUUGGAGAAGAAUGAGACGUUUGAAAUUGGGACGAAGUACAAUUUGAUAGUUGUGUCAAUACCUAACCAGCCAAAUAAGAACAGCAUUAAGGGGUCGCGCGUCGGGAACCUUUGGCUCCUAAAUUAUAGGAAGGACAAAACGAAAAAGCUCGAAUGCAGAUCGCUGCCGGUGAGAGAAGACACAAACCUGAUGUUGUCUACCGAAAGGUUCAACUGUUUGCUGCAAGUCCAAAAUUUAGAAGAUAUGAACAAAAUAAUAAGCGACAUCCUGAAGCUUCCUCCCAACAAUUCCUGCUUGAGCAAAAUUUGCAGAACGACAAAGCUAACCCUAAUUCUGAUUAGCAUAUGCAGCAACGUCCUGAGGUAUGCUAAGUUGGACACGUUCGCACACGACUUGUAUAACAAGCUACACACGAACAAGUGGGUUGGCGGGGACGCCUCACGGCAUGUCCUAACGGGAGUGAGAGCCCCGCACUGCUUCUUCAUUUGCCUAGAUGAAGUAAUAAUGGAGAACGUGGUUAAAUUUUGCAAUUAUUUUUGUAACAUAAAAAUUCUGCAUGUUAAGGCAGACGCCUUUAACAUUUUGUUUACGCAAAAGUACGACAUCCUGGUGAUCAACAUAAAUAAUUUGAACAGCGUCCAAAUUAGCAUGUUGGUGGAAUUGAUGAAAAACGGCGUGUACAGGUGGAAGAAGGCGCUGUUCCCGGUGUCCACCACGUUUUGGGUUUACGCAGUGAAGUCCUACAUACGGAGCGAGCAGGAAUUCAACACCUAUAUUAAGGGGAACCUCCUGGCACGAUUCGACUUCCUAUUCGAACUGAGCUUUGAUGAUGAAGACGACAUUAUCGACGAGGUGUUAAGAAGCACAGAUGAAGGUGGAAAGGAAAAUUGUAACUUCUACUUUGAGCUGAAUAAGAAUUUCUCCUAUUUGAAGAAAAGCCAUUUGACCGAUUUUGAAUUCAAGGGGAUGUGCCAUGUGACCAAGUCUAUCAUCCAGAAGUACUUUAGCAUGGCUGCCGACUUGUCCACCUUGACUGUGCACCACAUAGGCAUAUGCGAGUUGCUAUGCAUUAGUGCGUCUCUCCUUUUUAGGAAGAAGGAAUGCCUCAUUGAGCACGUCGUUUUGGGACUGUUUUUAUACGACAAAUUCGUAUCUUCCACAAAAAAUAAGUUAACUCAAUUUGACAAGAACAUACUGGAUAGCGUGAUGAAUUCGCGCGAGGAGGAGAGCUCCUCCUUUCAAAAAUUAAUGAAUUAUUUUUCCUCCUAUUUGGGUGCAACGAUGAGUAUGCCGUGA